Pseudonaja textilis is the source of this 2693-nucleotide messenger RNA. NCBI's taxonomy places the organism in Eukaryota, Metazoa, Chordata, Lepidosauria, Squamata, Elapidae. The record is from RefSeq and is a predicted model, not a curated record.
AUAUGAUGAUGAUGAUUGUGAUUCUAUUUUUUUUAGCCAUGUCUCAAGCUGUACAAACAAAUGGCACACAACCAUUGAGCAAAACAUGGGAACUCAGCUUAUAUGAACUUCAAAGAACACCUCAGGAAGCUAUAACAGAUGGCCUGGAGAUAGUGGUGUCACCCCGAAGUCUUCACAGUGAGCUAAUGUGUCCCAUUUGUUUGGAUAUGCUGAAAAAUACCAUGACUACUAAGGAAUGUCUACAUCGAUUUUGUGCUGAUUGCAUUAUCACAGCCCUUCGAAGUGGAAACAAAGAAUGCCCUACUUGUCGUAAAAAGCUUGUUUCCAAAAGAUCUUUGAGACCAGAUCCAAAUUUUGAUGCCCUUAUCAGUAAAAUUUACCCAAGUCGUGAUGAAUAUGAAGCUCACCAGGAGAGAGUUUUAGCAAGGAUCAGCAAGCACAAUAAUCAGCAAGCUUUGAGCCACAGCAUUGAGGAGGGCCUGAAAAUCCAAGCCUUGAACAGGUUACAAAGAGGAAAGAAGCAACAAAUAGAGAAUGGCAGCGGAGCAGAAGACAAUGGUGAUAGUUCGCAUUGUAGUAAUGCUUCAACCCACAGUAAUCAGGAGGCUGGACCAAGUAACAAAAGGACCAAAACCUCUGAUGAUUCUGGGCUUGAACUGGACAAUAACAAUACAACAGUUGCCAUAGACCCAGUAUUGGAUGGUGCAAGUGAAAUAGAAUUAGUUUUUAGACCCCAUCCUACGCUUAUGGAAAAUGAUGACAGUGCACAGACAAGGUACAUUAAGACUUCAGGCAAUGCCACUGUUGAUCACUUGUCCAAGUACCUAGCUGUGAGGCUAGCCUUAGAAGAACUUCGGAGCAAAGGAGAAUCUAAUCAGAUGAAUCUUGAAACAGCCAGUGAGAAGCAAUACACAAUUUAUAUUGCUACAGCUAAUGGCCAAUUCACAGUAUUAAACGGUUCUUUUUCCUUGGAGUUGGUCAGUGAAAAGUACUGGAAAGUGAAUAAGCCGAUGGAGCUCUACUAUGCACCAACUAAGGAACACAAAUAAGCCUUAUAACAAGGCUUUGAGUUGGAACAAUAAUUGCUUUUAUAUCUUUGCUUUAAGUUGAAGUACCAUCCUUUGCAUCAUGGACAACUACACAUAGACUUGGAUUCCCCAAUGAGUAUCUUUAGACAGCAUUUUUUGUGAUAUUUAACUUAUAUUUUUCUUUCUAGAGAACUGAAUGAUCAGAACAUUCCAUUGUUACUGUCAUAUGUGUUCUUUUGAUUUGGUGGCUCUUGGUUCGUGUGCAUGAAGUUAGUGGCAGCAAAAUUUCUUUGGAACGUGGAAUGUUGGAAGGCUUUGGAUGGGCAAACUCACUAGUACAUUGAUGUAGAGGGACAGAGGGACAAGAGAUGCGAUAAUUCUGUUAAUUAUAUAUGAUUAAGAAUAGGUCUGCUAAUAAAUAACUAAUUCAGAUCCUAAAGAAAUAACUGGAGCUGGAAGAAAAGAUAGAUUGUUCACAGCAGUACCUGAAUUCUUAUGCAAUGCCCUAUAAUGUCAUUCUGCUUUCUAAAUAAAAAAGCCACCCCAUAUACAACACUGUCUUCAUUCCCAGUGUCCAUGGGAAUGCAAGCUACUCCUUUUCCUGUUGUCAUCAUAUUAAAGGUAAAUUAUUCUUUCCAACUUCACAUUACAGCUGUGAAAGCAUUAACUGUAAUAAUGUUGCAUUGCUUAAUUACAGUUUAAAGAGUGACAUAGAACUAGCUUUGGGAAAAGACUUUACAGAAUGAGCAUACAUUUCUGAAACAAGUUCUGAAUUUUAUUUAUCGCAGUUCCUGAAGAGCUGAUGAUAGUACAAUCAUAUUAACAUUCCCAGAAAAAAGGGAAAAAAUGUACUGAUUUGUACUGAUACUACUUAAAAAUAGUAAUCAAUGAUGCAAAUGUUGACAAAUUUCUUUGAAGAUAUUCUUAAACUUUCCCAUGUCAACUAUACUUGGCACUUGUGGGUAUAAGUAAAUGCAUUGUGGAUUGUAAUGAUCUUUAAUGUUGAUAGGAUCAAAACUAUAGUUACAUAUCGUAGCAUCAAAAUUUCUGUAAAUUGAGUUAUCAUCCAUGACAUCCUUCAGUAUGCCUGAUGAUGUAAAAAAAAAAAAACACCUUUCUUUUCACUGAAAUGUUCCCCAGUUGAGAGUUUUGAAUAUGCUAAGAAAAGAUAUGUUACAGAAAAAUGUGGACUUGUAAGGGAUUAACGUCAAUAUUUACCAACUUCUUCCGGUUGUUCGUCUAAAAAAUUAUGAUCUAGUGUAAAAGUCAAAAAAUCAAUUACUGCAAUUUGAAACUGAGCAUAUGCCUACUAAUUCAAAAGAUCUGAUGAUCAUACAGAAAGAAAAAAAACUUUACUCUGUUCAAUGUUAGAAGUUCCUGAAUCUUUUUACCAGUUUGUGCCAUGACAGUUAAUAAGUCCAAGCUGGGGUAGGGGUGGGAGUAGGGUGGGGAAGAUGUAUCAUGCUUAUUCUGUUUUGUUUCAGUAUUUUUGGUGUAAUGUACAAACUAUAUAGCUUGCUAGUGUAUGUCCACUAAAUAUAAUCACAUUUCUUUUUAUGUGAAAAAAUGGUUUUGUAUAAGCAAACAUCAGGUGCAAAAAAAGCUUGCUUUAUGACCUAUCCAAGAAAUAGUUUAGCCCUAGAUGCAGAUCAAAUAUAGCAUUCU